AUGGACCCAUAUUUAAGUGUAGAAGACUUUGUUCGAGAAUUUGAUACACCUAAUUUAACUGGUUGGAAAUUAUUUUCACAAAUACCAACUUUAACUGUCUAUCGACGAUUAAAUAAAAAAUUAUUUUAUUAUAAAUGUUUUUCUCAUCUUCCGGAUGUAUUACCAGAAACUUUUUAUAAAGUAGCACUUGAUGUUGAAUAUCGAGUAGUUUGGGAUAAAUAUCUUAAAGAAGGAAGAAAAAUUAGUGAUGGAGAUAAACAUGGUGUUUAUUGGCAAAUUGCUAUGCCGUUAUUUAUAAGCAAUAGAGAUUAUACAUUCGUACAAGAAAAUAAUGAAUACGAUAUUGGUAAUCGACAUUUUUAUUAUGUUUUAACACAUAGUGAAGAAUUUAAAAAUGAACCAGUAAGAAAAAAAAUUAUUCGAAUUGAAAAUUGCCAAUCAGAAACAUUAAUUUGUUCGGAUGGUGCGAAUGGUUUGAAAUCGAUUUUCUUGUAUUGUGAAGAUCCACGAGGUAGUUUUCCAAAAGCAGCAUGGUCUUGGGUCGCUAAAUUUGGUAUUCCAUUUUAUGCAAAAUUAACCCAUAAUGCCUGUAAAAAUUAUCCUCAAUGGAUAAAAGAUAAAAAGAUGGUGCUGCCUAAUGUAGUGGAAGAUGAUAUUGAUAGCGCAGCAGCAGCAGCUGCUGCUGCUAUAAUUGUGCCGGCAGAUGAUGUGGCUGGCAAUGAUGAUAACGAAGAUGAAGAAGAACAAGACAAAGAAUGA
Rotaria sp. Silwood2 is the source of this 759-nucleotide messenger RNA. The record is from the annotation of a GenBank genome assembly. Lineage: Eukaryota; Metazoa; Rotifera; Eurotatoria; Philodinida; Philodinidae.